Molecule: messenger RNA, 1268 nt
Organism: Vollenhovia emeryi
Lineage: Eukaryota; Metazoa; Arthropoda; Insecta; Hymenoptera; Formicidae
Gene: ATPsynC
Product: ATP synthase subunit 9, mitochondrial
Exons: 5
Coding region: 266-682 (138 amino acids)
Biological process (GO): proton transmembrane transport; proton motive force-driven ATP synthesis
Molecular function (GO): proton transmembrane transporter activity
Source: RefSeq, a predicted model, not a curated record
GGUCGAUAAACGUGGUCGGGGUUGCGCACGGAAGCAGCGAAUAGGUCAUCGCACGGAAGUCGGUUCGUUCCGUCGGUAGCCGCGGUCGAGAUAAGUCGGGCCCCUCUUGUAAUCGCUCGCUUCCCCUCAUACUCGACUUAACAUUCCAAGGCUCGGAUCCGUCUACCCGUCUCUCCGACACUGCUCCUUGGUGUGUCCGUCUGCUAUCUAGCAAGUACCUCGAGUUUAGCGUCCCGCGAGACACCGCAUCACAGCAAACGUCACCAUGUACGCCUGCAGCCGAUUCAUCGCGCCUGUCGCCAAAUCCACCCUGGUCUCCGGCACCAAGACCUAUCUGCGGCCACUGAGCAGUGCUGUAAUCAGUCAUAGCCAAUACUUACAGCAGAAUCAAAUUCAGACGCCCGUCAGUUUGUCGCCUAUUGUGCGCAACUUCAAAACUUCCACAGUCAGUCGUGACAUCGAUUCCGCUGCGAAGUUUAUUGGCGCCGGUGCUGCUACCGUGGGAGUAGCGGGAUCUGGUGCUGGAAUUGGAUCCGUGUUUGGUUCGCUGAUCAUCGGCUACGCCAGGAAUCCUUCCUUGAAACAACAACUAUUCUCGUACGCCAUCUUGGGCUUUGCCUUGUCCGAGGCCAUGGGUCUAUUUUGUCUUAUGAUGGCUUUCCUACUCUUGUUCGCCUUCUAAGUCGCGAUAUCCGCAUAAGAUACUGCUGAUAUAGUUUUUAGUGCGUCACUGCCAAGGCAGCGUCGUCUGGCUCAAUGGGAAAGGCGGCGACUGUCUCUGGUUGCGCGGGAUGCCAUGAAAUCAUUAGAAAAGCUCGGAUUUUUCAUGGUUUGGCGGGGCACGACGGCACGGCAAUGAACAAGAAAUAAUUUAAAACUAUAACACGUCUCGUUGUGUGGACCGCUCUGGCCCUGUCCAAGCCUUCAGCUUGUUUAUAAUUAUUUCAUGGCCUACUGUCUCAUGUAGCGUAUAACUCACAUUGUUAUGAAAUACUGGAUUUCAUUGUAACGAAUGAAUAAGACAUUGAAAGUUGAAAUUACAUUGAAAAAAAAAGAAAACGACAGCUCCACCCGCAUACCAUACAUGCACGUACGUACUCGCUCUCUUAGAGUGUCCUAUGUGACGUAGUACAUUUUUCGAUGAACUUUUUGUCAUCCAAAGGAUUCAUCAUUGUUGUGCCGCCGUGUACGCACGUUAUGAAGGUAAUUCUUGACGAGAAAAGAAAAAAACUGUACAGUAAUACCGAAUAAACAUCUUUGUCGUGAAA